AUGUCUGCAAACAACUUUGCGCAAUUUAUGGUGGUAGGCCCGACAUGUUUCUUCCUCGGUGUCCUCUUCUCCCAACUCCCCUACGACUACAAUGUCCUCUGGAACGUGCCCGAAGACCGCGCCCCGUACUUCAACAUCCUUGAAGACCACAUAAAAUUCCUCUACGCCUCGCCUCCUCUCAUCUCCCGGGUUCUAAACAUCGCUAUCGGCACCGGUCUGCUCGGCUUCCUCAUCAAGCUCUUCAAGCCCAACCAAGCGAACAUGCUCUUCGAUGGCGCGUCGCUUGUGCUGUACAUGGCCGGCAUAACCGUCUACCUCACCAACAUCGUCAAGGGCUUUAGAGUCGUGACUGCUGGAAUCUAUGGAGAUCCGAGCAAGGCGGCUAUGGAAGGAGCGGUAUUAGAGGACGAUGGCGGAGAUUACAUUACCCGGGAGGAUACGUUGAGGGUUUUCGCGGCGAGCAAUACGAUCUUGGCCCUGGUGCUUGUGGGUGUGUUGGUGUUACAGGCGGGGCAAUGGUAUGCGAAGCGCGCGGAGGAGAAGGAGUUGGCGGACUUUGCGAAGAAGGCCGAAGAGAAGAAGGGAGCAGGAAAGAAGAAGCAGUAA
Molecule: messenger RNA, 606 nt
Organism: Cucurbitaria berberidis CBS 394.84
Lineage: Eukaryota; Fungi; Ascomycota; Dothideomycetes; Pleosporales; Cucurbitariaceae
Product: secretory component protein-like protein shr3
Exons: 2
Coding region: 1-606 (201 amino acids)
Biological process (GO): endoplasmic reticulum to Golgi vesicle-mediated transport
Cellular component (GO): endoplasmic reticulum membrane
Source: RefSeq, a predicted model, not a curated record